CGAUGAUUCAAUAAACACAUGUCUGAAGGAAACUGGAGGGAGGUGAUGUUUGAGAGUGGUGGCGGUCAGUCUCAGUCACAUUGGCGGUUGUCCGCAGUUUCGGGACAGUCAAAGUGACGGCGAGAGCCUCUCGUCACAACAUGGCCGGGUCAUGGAGACCACUCACCUUCUCUAUGCUCUUCAUUGCUGUGCUAGUAUCCGGAUUUGAUUAUAAACAUAAUAAUAAGGUGCAGCAGCAGCAGCAGAGAAGUCAACUUGUGAGAGAUAUGAAACGAUUCGAGCCACAACCAGCAGGUAGCGGCAUAGUCCUGCUCCAAGCUGGCCUCCCCAUUCUUCUCGAUUACACAAAGGGCAUGAUUGCAGUUCGUGACCGGUCGAUCAGAAGAUGCAAAAUUAGCCCUAUGGAGAAAGAGAAGACCCCAAACAGCAAUAUUUGGCAAGAGAGGAAAAUAGAAAGCUACCAUCGCAACCCUGUUCAUUACGUUUAUGUGGAGGGAGUGAAUAUCACACGCAAAAUGGUUGAGAAGAUAGCUGGUUGGACACUGACCAGCUUCUGCCGGGGCUACCUCAUUCGUCUAACCUUGCUGCAGUCCGAAGGGGAGAGAGAGUGGAAAACAGCACUCACAACCAACGUCAUCCCAGGAGAAGACCAAGGUGCAGAUGACACGGAUGACCAGAUCAUGAGCCAGGAUAUGCUGCUGAUGAGGAGGCGGCGAAGGAAAAGGCAGGCACCGGGCGGGGGGAGGAAGAGGUACCGUGGUCAGACACAAACGCAGUUCAUAGCUUUCAACAACAAUGGCAACGCAAGCUCUGGUACGGGCACUGCCGAAGCGGUCGCUCAGCCCGAUCUGUCGCGAGCCACCGUCAGUGGAUCAAGUGGAAUGGGACAAGCUCAAAGUCAAUCAGCUCAUGGUGAUGACUGUGAUGAAUGCUUUCCUUAUGGAAUUUCUGGUGGUAAUUUGGGCAGAGAUGGAUUCAGCCCACAACCAGGAUCAAUAGCAUUGAGACCAGCUGGUGGUCAGAUAGGGAGUGGUCUACCUGGAACAACAGUGGCAGGAUAUCCAGGAGUACAUUUGCCCGGACAAUAUCCUGGAUCAACAGGAGCAACGGCAGGAGGUUAUCCAGGUGGUACUCAACAAGGGAUACCAGGUGCAACAGGAUAUCCAGGAGCAGCUGUACCAGGGCAGUUUCCUGGAUCAACAUCUGGUCUACCAGGUAGUGGUCUACCUGGAACCACAGGUGCUACAACAGGGGGCUAUCCAGGUUCUACACAACAAGGAAAAUAUCCUGGAGUUCCAGGUUAUCCAGGAGGUGCCCUUCCAGGGCAGUAUCAAGGGGCAACACCUCAGGGACCACCAGGUAGUGGACUAACUGGAACCACAGGAUCAACUGGAGUAGGGUAUCCAGGUACUACACAGCAAGGACAAUAUCCUGGGGUGCAAGGAUAUCCUGGAGCAAUGUCUCCAGGACAGUAUCCAGGGUUAACUCCUCAGGGACCAACAGGUCCAGGAUAUCCCGGUGCUAUACAACAGGGACAAUAUCCUAGUAGCCCAGGCUACCCAGGAGCAGCUGUUCCAGGACAAUAUCCUGGAGUGCAAAGUUACCCAGGGGCUAUUCCAGGACAAUAUCCUGGGUCAACAUCAGUAACUCCAGGUAGUGGUCUACCUGGAACUACAGGGACAACAGGAAUAGGGUUCCCAGGUGUACAACAAGGACAAUAUCCUGGGGUGCCUGGAUAUACAGGAAGUAUGUCUCCAGGACAGUAUCCAGGGUCAAUGCCUCAGGGACCACCAGGUAGUGGAGUGACUGGAUCUACAGGGGCAACAAUAGGUUACCCAGGUACUACUCAACAAGGCACUGCUCCAGGACAAUAUCCUGGAGGGCCAGGUUACCCAGUAGCAGCUGUUCCAGGACAAUAUCCUGGAUCAACUACAUUUGGAUCACAAGGUAGUGGUAUAUCUGGAGCUACAGGGACAACAGCUCAAGGAUAUCCUAGCUCUAAACAUGGACAAUAUCCUGGAGGGCCAGGUUAUCCAGGAGCUGCCCCAGGUCUAUUUUCUGGAUCAACAAUAGGACUACCAGCCGGUAGUCUACCUGGAACAACAGGGACUACAUCAGGAGGUUACCCAGGAGCUAUGCAACAGGGAAAAUAUCCAGGGGGGCUUGGUCAACCAGGAAUCGCUUCUCCUGGACAGUACCCCAGCACUGGUGGUGUACUACCAGGGAUAGCAGGAGGAUAUCCAGGUUCUACUCAACAAGGACAAUAUCCAGGAGGGCCUGGAUAUCCAGGAGGAGCAUCAACAGGACAAUUUCCUGUUGGACCACCAGGAACUUCUCAACAAGGACAAUAUCCAGGUGUAGUGAGUCACCCAGGAGCAGUCACACCAGGUUUCUAUCCAGGGUCCAUCCCAAUCGGUCCACCUAGUAGUCAGACAGGUACUGGCCAGCCUGAUUCAAUUGGUGGAGCUGGAAGUUAUCCUGGUAGUGCUCAACAAGGGCAAUAUCCUGGAGCACAAAGUUCAACUUCACCUGGACAACAUCCUGGUGCUACUUCACUGGGCACACCUGGAAGUCAGAUCAUCACUGCUCUUCCUGGAUCUACAGGUGCAGCAGCUGGAGCUCAUCCAGGGAGCUCUCAACAAGGACAAUACCCUGGAAGUCAAGGUUAUCCAGGGGCAGCAUUGCCAGGACAAUAUCCUGGUAUUCAAGGUGCGAUUGGAGGCAGACUUCCAGGAUCUGCUGGAACAACAGCUGGAGGUUAUCCAGGAGCAGCAUUACCAGGACAAUAUCCUGGAUCAUCAUCUCCAGGACAACAUGGAAGUGCAUUUCCAGGAGCUGCUGGGUCAACUGCCGGAGGUUAUCCAGGAGGAGCAUUGCCUGGACAACAUCCUGGAUCAUUCACAUCAAGUCAACAAGGUGGGGGACUUCCAGGAACAGCUGGGUCAACUGCAGGUUACCCAGGAGCAACAUUGCCUGGCCAAUAUCCUGGAUCAUCAACAUCAGGACAACAAGGUGUGGGACUUCCAGGAGCAGCUGGGUCAACUGCAGGUUACCCAGGAGCAACAUUGCCUGGCCAAUAUCCUGGAUCAUCAACAUCAGGACAGCAAGGUGUGGGACUUCCAGGAACAGCUGGGUCAGCUGCAGGUUACCCCGGAACAACAUUACCUGGACAAUAUCCUGGAUCAUCAACAUCAGGACAACAAGGCGGGGGACUUCCAGGAACAGCUGGGUCAGCUGCAGGUUACCCAGGAACAACAUUGCCUGGACAAUAUCCUGGAUCAUCAACAUCAGUACAACAAGGCGGGGGACUUCCAGGAACAGCUGGGUCAACUGCAGGUUACCCAGGAGCAACAUUGCCUGGCCAAUAUCCUGGAUCAUCAACAUCAGGACAACAAGGCGGGGGACUUCCAGGAACAGCUGGGUCAACUGCAGGUUACCCAGGAGCAACAUUGCCUGGCCAAUAUCCUGGAUCAUCAACAUCAGGACAACAAGGUGUGGGACUUCCAGGAGCAGCUGGGUCAACUGCAGGUUACCCAGGAGCAACAUUGCCUGGCCAAUAUCCUGGAUCAUCAACAUCAGGACAGCAAGGUGUGGGACUUCCAGGAACAGCUGGGUCAGCUGCAGGUUACCCCGGAACAACAUUACCUGGACAAUAUCCUGGAUCAUCAACAUCAGGACAACAAGGCGGGGGACUUCCAGGAACAGCUGGGUCAGCUGCAGGUUACCCAGGAACAACAUUGCCUGGACAAUAUCCUGGAUCAUCAACAUCAGUACAACAAGGCGGGGGACUUCCAGGAACAGCUGGGUCAACUGCAGGUUACCCAGGAGCAACAUUGCCUGGCCAAUAUCCUCAAUCAUCAACAUCAGGACAAGGCGGGGGACUUUCAGGAACAGCUGGGUCAACUUCAGGUUACCCAGGAGCAACAUUGCCUGGACAAUAUCCUGGAUCAUCAACAUCAGGACAACAAGGUGGGGGACAUCCUGGAUCAGAUAGGUCAACUACAGGAGGAUAUCCUGGAUCAUUAACUACUGGGCAACAAAGACCAGGACAACCAGGUACUGGGACACUAGCAGGAGGGUAUCCAGGAGUAGCAUUGCCUGGACAAUAUCCAGGGUCAUUAAUACCAGGGCAACAAGGAGGUGGAAUUCCUGGAUUGUCCGGUUCAACAGCAGCAGGUUAUCCAGGGGCAGCAUUGCCUGGACAGUAUCCUGGAGCUUCAAUUCCAGGACAACAAGUGGGUGGACUUCCUGGAUCAGCUGGAGGUUAUCCAGGGACAGCAUUUCCUGGACAGUAUCCUGAAUCUUCAAUUCCAGGACAAGGAGGUGGAUUUCCAGGUCAACAAGAAGGUAGGAUUCCAGGAUCAGCUGGUUCAACAGCAGGCCGAUAUCCAGGGGCAACAUUGCCUGGACAGUAUCCUGGAGCUUCAAUUCCAGGUCAACAAGUUGGUAGACUUCCUGGUUUAGCUGGUUCAACAGCAGUAAGUUAUCCAGGGGCAGCAUUGCCUGGACAGUAUCCUGGAACUUCAAUUCCAGGACUACAAGUGGGUGGACUUCCAGGAUCAGCUGGUUCAACAGCAGGAAGUUAUCCAGGAGCAGCAUUGCCUGGACAGUAUCCUGGAACUUCAAUUCCAGGACAGGGGAGUGGAUUUCCAGGUCAACAAGGAGGUAGAGUUCCAGGAUCAGCUGGUUCAACAGCAGGUGGUUAUCCUGAAGCAGCAUUGCCUGGACAGUAUCCUGGAGCUUCAUUUCCUAUUCCAGGGCAGCAAGUUGGUGGACUUCCAGGAUCAGCUGGUUCAACAGCAGGUGGUUAUCCAGGAUCAGCAUUACCUGGACAGUAUCCUGGAACUUCAAUUCCAGGUCAACAAGGAGCUGAACUUCCGGGAUCUGUUGGGGGAACAGCAGGAGGUUAUCCAGGAGCAGCAUUGCCAGGCCAAUAUCCUGGUGUUGCAGGUUAUCCAGGAUCACUAUUACCAGGGCAUUAUCCUUUAGGUCCACCAGGUAGUCAUACUGGUAAUACUGGAUCAUCAGUUGCUGGUUAUCCAAGUCAACAUGUUCAAUAUCCUGGAGGGCCCAGUUACCCAGUAGGAGGUGCUGCUCCAGGUCAGGUUCCUGGGUCAACAUCAGGACUACCUGGGAGUAUAGGUACAUCAGGUGGAGCAUAUCCAGGAGCAGGUUUGCCAGGACAAUUUCCUUUGGGACCAGGUCAGACAGUUGUUGGUCAGCCUGGUAUCACUACUUCUGCAUCAGGUGGUGAUUUUCCUGGAACUCUCUCAACAGGACAAUACCCUGAAAUUCCUGGUGGUUUGGGUAUUUCUGGUGCACAUGCUGCUGGAGCUGAAGAUUCACAGGCUGAAACUAGCAUUUUCUAUGAAGGUAAAGAAACAAAAGCAUCAGCAUCUUCUCAAGGAAGAGUUGGAACUGGUACUGCUCAAGCUCAAGUGUCAGGUACAUAUUCAGGAACUGGAUCAUUCUCUGCACAAGCACAAACAAGUGACAGUGAGAGAGGAGCACAAAGUCAAAUAGUUGGUAGUGAUAAAGGGGCAAGCAGUACUGCAGAAGGACGGGCUAGGAAGAGUCAGACACAAGCUCAGGUGAAAAUGGGGUCUGAUAUUGGUGCAUUCCAAUCACAAUCUCAAAGCUCAGGUCACACAUUCUCUACAAAUACUCAGGUACAAGCAGGCUCAGGCGGUGGCUUAGCAGAUGCACAAUCCACAGGUCCUGGAAGUACUUCAAGUCAAGCUCAAAUUGGAUUCACCCCUUAUCAGAAAAAUUCUGCUCCAGAACAAAAAACACCAUUCAAAGGAGGAGGUACAGCUGCAGCACAGAGCAGUGCUUUGGCUGGCCAGACCCAGAGUCAGAUUCAUGGAUCAUUCAGGUAUGGCAUAACCUAUACUGGAGCAGCACAAGCUGGUUCAGGAACUUUGAAUUCACCAUAUCCUAAAUUAAAUUUCAAUCAAACAAAUUUGUAUAAUUUCUCAACUGAUGGUAAUUCAAAUGUAGAUAAGGGCCAAGCCAUAGAAGAUUCACAAAAUUUGGUACAAAAGAACAAUAGUCUUAAUGAUCAAGAGGCCUUGCCUUCUGAUCCAAUACCUUACAGUCCUGUUGAUAGCAAAAAUAGUCAAUACUUGAGUCCUUCCAAUCCCAUUCCUUAUUAUAAAGUGAACAGUCAAAGUGAGCCCAGUCCAUCAAAACAGACUAAUGAUCAAACUGGACAAACUUAUUCACAAAGAGAAAAUGAGGAGUAUGAUGACGAUGAUGAUGAAUAUGACGAUGAUGACGAUGAAGAUGACAAUAACCAACCUCCUAAUCAACUCUUGCAAAGAGCUGGAAGUCACAAUAUAAUCAAACAAGCUGGAACUACAAAAACAGGAAAGUCAAACAGCAGUCAUUCAUUUGAGUCAAUCAAGGUUUCUAACAAUCAGAAUCAGGAUCUACUUUCCCAUGCAAAUAAACCAACACAGACACAGCAGGUGAUUCUUGGGUCUAGUGAUCGUCAUGGAGCUCAUAUAAUCCAGGAUUCUGCAGGAUCAGUAAGAGCAGGCGAUGUUUUCCAACCUGGACAGACUGUGCCAGGUACAAAUGGCUAUAAAAUCCCACCUGGAUUCAGAGGAAGAAUAACAUCUGUGGCUGGAGAAAAAACUCUAGCUAGAGCCCCACCAGGGGGACAGGCUCAAGCUCAAACUGUGAUUCUCACACCUGGCAAUGGAAACGUUACAUAUUCAAAUCGCAAGGACAACAAACAGGAAUUGUAUGGGAGAGAAACAUACCAGAAUUUCCGACAUUCAUCAGGUAGACCGGCAAGUCAACCUCAAACCUACGAUUCUGCGAUGAGAAAGCCGAGUUCAUGGAUAAGAAACGGUGAUAGUUCAACUAGAGACUUUGACAGUUAUGUGACAGUGACAAAAAGUGAGACAGGUGCUCUGCCAACAGGAAAAAAUGCUGCCGAUAAGAAGUAUUCUCACACUUAUUAUACAAAGUCAUCGACAUGUGGCUAUUUCACAUUUUCGUGCAAUGUUGUGUAUGGCUCCAAUGGCAGGACGAAAAUUUGUAAACCGAAUCCGCAAACAAAUCCAGAUGGCACACCUUGCACACAAUGAGGAAUUUAAAGCCAACAUUACAAAAUAAGAAAAUUUGAUGAUAAAAUGUCUCUCCAAUGGGACUGAUUUAUCAUUUAUCUAGUCGGAAGUGACUAUGGGUCAUCCAAAAUUCACGAGCAUAAAGCGUGUAAUGAGAGCACUACCUGUUGAAGAUCUUUCUCAUGAAUGGGAACACUUCGAAGUCGUCAAUAAGAGUGAAAGACGACAUACAGAUUUAAAUGAUCAAAAAUAGCAUGAAAGGACUUUUUUAUUUAUGAGACUAUUAAUGUAAUACUAUUGAAUAAAUUUCCGGAAAAUGAGUUGUUUUUAACAUUAUUAGAUAGGAUUUCAAGCAUUCAUAGCUGGAUCGAAUAGCUGGUAAAAUAGAAUAUUAUCACAUAGAUUGUACUAUAAUCAAUUAUUAUCGAUCUCAAACGGAGGAUCAAUUCCUGAUCAUUCAAAAAAAAAAAAAAUAAUAACUUGAAUAAAAUAAAUAAAUAGUUCAGCAAAAAAAAAACAUCAAAUUGAUAAUUUCACCAGAUGCAAAUUAAAUUUUCCAUCAUUCUUAAUCUUCUAUGCAAUUUAUUUGGAUGAACAUUAUUGCAAUUUCUUAUCGAUUUUAAAAUUACAGGUAAAGUGAUAUUGAUUCAUAAUGCAAGGAACAUAACAUAAUAAUACGGAUUUGAACACAGAACUGAUCUUCCAACUUCCUUAGCAUUGUGUCUCCAUAAAUCGAUAUAAAAUAAUGUAGCAUUUGUAAAUAAUUUGAUAUUGUUAUUUUUGUAAAUAGAAUUUUUAUGAAAAUAUUA
This is a messenger RNA of Nilaparvata lugens (brown planthopper), 7885 nucleotides long. RefSeq names its product collagen alpha-1(IV) chain (gene prc). Bases 141 to 7097 code for a protein of 2318 amino acids. The record is from RefSeq and is a predicted model, not a curated record. Lineage: Eukaryota; Metazoa; Arthropoda; Insecta; Hemiptera; Delphacidae. The transcript is spliced from 5 exons.